Molecule: messenger RNA, 1620 nt
Organism: Candidula unifasciata
Lineage: Eukaryota; Metazoa; Mollusca; Gastropoda; Stylommatophora; Geomitridae
Source: the annotation of a GenBank genome assembly
AUGUCUCUAAAAACGAAGGCUGCCCAGACUUCGGAACUAGACCUUGUAAAUGAGAAAGAUGGCGUCUCCACGACUCUGAAGUCAAUGCUACAUGAUUAUGAGUACAGAAGAAAAAUUGUGUUGUGGAUUUCUUUACCCAUAGCAAUGCUCAACCAGGGCAUCGUUGACUCGCAAGGAGCUGCAGCACUGCUAGAUCUCCAGCUGAUCACCGCGACAGAUGACCAGAUCUCGGCUCUGUACAUCACGGCCUACAACCUCGGCUAUGUCCUGGGUUCUCUUCUUGCCGGCCUUUGUCAUGGCAAGAUCAACAGCUACUUUCUGCUGACUGUGUGUUGUGUACUGACUGGCGGUACAAACAUAGCAACUCCUUACUGCAGUACCUUUCUACUGAUGUUUAUCGUUCGCUGCACUGUGGGAUGUUUUCUUGGCGUCAUAGUCUGCAUUGUCAACGCCGAGCACAUGCGGAUCUGGGACACGAAAGGAGAGUCGCUUCUGCAGCUCAUUAACUGUGUCUAUGCCUUGGGUGGCGUCGUCGGUCCAAUAAUGGCUGCGCCAUUUAUAACAGAAAGGGACAGAAAAAAGGCAACAACAUCGUCUCAUCAAAAUGUGACAUCAGACAGCUUGAUCAAUAACUCUAUGAUAUUUAACAACUCCGGACGGCACUUUGUUAUUUGUGAUAAUUUCACGAAUAGCAACUCUUCAAUAGAUAACCUAAUAAAUUACAAUAGAACAUUUGACGACUUUAUAAAUAUGAUCAAGGAAUGCCACAAUCAAACGGAAGUAGAUAAAUCAAACCUGCAACGCUCCACAAACGUCCAUUUCGCCUUCCUGAUUGGUGGACUUAUUUCCAUCCUGGUAUCUGUGCCAUUUUUGAUCACCCUGCUAACUUUCAACAAAUCAAACUCUAACGUUCAAGAGCGGACUGACCCAGCAAUCCAAGAACGUAAAUUACCUCUGUUAUUGACAGUCUUCUUAGCGGUACUCCUGUUUUUAUAUUAUCUGUUUUAUUGUUCUAUUGAAGUAACAUUUAAUUCUUACAUUUUAGUAUUUAUUGUAAAACACUUUGAAAACAUCGGUACUCAUGAAGCGGCGUAUAUACUGACUUACUACUGGGCGCUAUUCGCGACUGGCAGGUUUUUCUCCAUCUUUACUUCGAAAUACUUACCUGCCAGAAAACUACUGUACAUACAUUUGACCAUGAUUGCAUCAGCAUUGGCGGGACUUAUAGCCGGCGCCCUGUUGAACAGGUUUGAUAUAGUGACCGUUUUUUCUUGUCUCAUGGGAUUGUCCUGUUCGGCCACUCUAGCUGCAGGCUUUUCCUGGACUGAAGCCGAGCUGAUGAAAGUCACUGGCCCAAUAUCUGCAGUUAUCCUGAUAGGGGCGUCUACUGGACCGAUGGUGGUGCCUUUCGUGGUGGGUCACUUGGUGGAGUAUGAGUCAGACAUGUGGUUCUGUUACAGUAUCGUGGCGGCGCUGGUUCUGGCCGUGUCUGUACUUGCGGUAAUGAUGACCUUCAACCGAUGUUAUGUGAACCGGAAGUAUGGCAAACUAGUCGCGGUUUUACUGCAGGAAAAACCGCAGGGUUUACCCGAUAUUGUUAUACAAAAAAGUUAUUUAUAA